This is a messenger RNA of Brugia malayi, 1893 nucleotides long. RefSeq lists its product as uncharacterized. The record is from RefSeq and is a predicted model, not a curated record. Gene Ontology annotation, cellular component: neuron projection; ciliary basal body; membrane. NCBI's taxonomy places the organism in Eukaryota, Metazoa, Nematoda, Chromadorea, Rhabditida, Onchocercidae. The transcript has 14 exons. Gene Ontology annotation, biological process: intracellular protein localization; cilium assembly; intracellular transport. Bases 1 to 1893 code for a protein of 630 amino acids. Gene Ontology annotation, molecular function: protein binding.
AUGAUGGAAUUGACUUUGACAAGAAUUGAUUAUGCACAAAUUGGUACUACAUGCAAACGAUCAAUGCGAAUUAUUCCAACUAAUCAAAAUACAAAGAAAAAAUCAAAAUUUCUAGAUAAGAUUGUUUGUGGUGGCCAUAGCGGAACUGUCCUGUGUUUUGGUAGAAAAGAUGGUGAAACACAAGUAAUUUUUAAAACACCUCCUGGGCCAAAGGUGGUAUGCAUUUGUCUGGGUGGCGCACUUGGAAUGAUACAAGAUAAAAUUUUUUGUGCAUAUGAAGAUCGGGUCAAAGGUUAUACAAAAAAAGGCAAACAAUUUCUCACAUUUGAUUCGAAUAUGGUUGAACCAAUAUCAUGCAUGUAUAUAUAUGGCGUUGAAAUGUUUCUUUGUGCUGAACGAAAUUUUAAUCAUUUUCAUGAUUGUGUUGAUGCUAAUACUUAUUUGUGCGGGGAUCAAAUCAACGAUGUACUCUGUUUACCGAUAGUAGAAGGUUCAUGGGUCGGUCGUGGUAUUACUCCAAUUAUUGCAUGCAAUGAUAAAACUAUUAAGGUAAUUGAAGGUAGCAAACUAAGCUAUGAAAUAGGUUUGAACGAUAUACCAAAUGUGUUACAUCUUUUUAUGAAUGAUGGAGGUUUCAACAAGCAAAAAGUUCUUUAUGGUACCAAAGAUGGUCAUCUUGGUUUGGUAGAUUUAUCACCAGAAACUGGAACAUUAAUAUGGGAAAUACCAACAAAAAAUGCAAGCACCAUAACAUGCAUUUGUUGCUAUCCAAUGACCAAUGGAUCAACACCAAAUAUUAUCAUUGGUAAAGAGGAUGGACUCAUUGAACUUUAUGUGGUUGAUAGCACUGAUAAAGCUACUUUCUGUCAAAGUUAUCAAUGUGAAGAUUCUGUGCUAAACGUUCAAUGUGGACGAGUUUCAUCGCCCGAUUUUGAUGAGAUUGUUGUUUCUACUCAUAUCGGUUGGGUUUUUGCACUUACCACAGAACCAAUCGACAAAUUAAAUUCCACUAUGGCAUUAUCACCUCAGGUAGAGGUCAAGGUUCAAGAGCUUAGAAAUGAAAUUGAAAAUUUGCAACAAAAAAUUGACAAAGAGCAACAACGAUAUAAUGAAAUAACAGUGGGAAAAGAUGUUGUAUCAGUAGUGAUACCAAAUUUUAUCAUUCAUGAUCAAUUUAAACUUGAUAAAGAAACUAUCUGCUAUUCAUUGAUCAUUGAACUUACUAUACCAAUUGAUUUCGUCUUACUUCAGAGUGAUAUUACAAUCGAAUUGCUUGAUGUUGAGAAGAAUGCAGCGGUUGUUUCGAUUACACCACCGGAUGAAACGUCAAAAAAUCUACUACUAGCAACAUAUCGUUGUCAAGCAAGCACAACAAGAAUGGAAAUUAAAAUUCGCUCAUUGGAAGGACAAUGUGGAAAUUUUAAAGCAUAUAUUUGCCCAAAAAUUCAUCCCAAAACGUGUCAGGUACGUAAUUAUGUGAUUAAACCAUUAUCAUUGCAUCAACGAGUGCAUCAGUUUAAUACAUCGAUGCCAGUGAAUGUAUUAAAAUUAAUUGGAAAUUUUUCAAUUGCUGAAGCGCAUCAUUGGUUAAAUCUUUUGGUAUCAGAAAUACCAGACCGACCACCAUUACAGGACUCUGUUACAUAUAAUUUCUCAUCAAUUUUUAUUGGUACACAAAUGCAAGUUACAUAUAGCCGUGGUUUAGCCAUCUUUUCCAGUGAUAAUAUUUCAACUAUUGCAAUCGUUCGUGAUGUUCUGAGUAAAGAAGUGACCAAAAGACAAGUUAGAGUGGACAUUCAAUAUGGAAAGCAUUUUCAUUUAUAUCUUUUUAAAUUCUUGCAUCUAAUUAAUCCAAUCCAGCAGUAUUUUACCGAUCGAAAUAAUAAUCAAUAA